UCUUUGAUUUUCCUCUUUUAUAUUUUUUUUUCAACUCGUAUCCUUUUUUAUUGUUGGUAUUUGUGAGUGUGACUCAAUUUUAUUUUCUUCUAUUCUUUAACCAUUUUGUUAUUCAUCGUUAUUUUUUUCAUCAUAAUCAUCAUCACCAGCAUCAUCAUCAUCAUCAUCAUCGAAUUCAAUCGUUUGAUGAAAAAACAAAUUUCUUGAUUGUGUGUUGUGUGUGUGUGGUGUGUUUUCAAUUAGGAUUUUGUAUUGAGAAAUCCUUUUUAGUUUUAUACAACAAAUCAACAAAAAAAAUUAUUCAUCAUUGUGUAUGUUGUAUGAUUAAAAAUAAUGUUUCGAUGAGAGAUAUAUAGCCCCUUGAUCAAUCCAUAAAGGUCCAGAAUCGCGUUUUGUGUGGUAGAAUAGAAUACGAACACACAUACACACACAAAACCGACGACAGCAAUUCAGCUACAAGAAUAAUAAUAAUACAUUAUUAUACAAAUCUUGAAAAAAACCUGUACAUAUACCGAUUAAUCUCAUUAGAUUGGCACAUUUUUGUUUUCCGAUUUUCAUCUUCGAUUUGUGUGUGUGUAUCAGUGAAUUUGGGCUCUGUUCCCGAUUGUUUCUAUUUGAUUGAUUUCUACGAUCUCUUCCCUCCCCCUUUAGGAAAUUAUCAACUCUUCCUAAUUUUACUUUUUAGAUUCUUAUUAGCUAUUAUCGAAAUUGAUUUUUGUUUCAUUGGCCGAUCACGAUUUAUUGAUUGAUUCUAAUUCAAAAAUUUUAUAAAGAAACAAAUUUGAAUCAAAUCAAACAGUACAAAUAUUUCACAAACAUGGCAUUGAAGAGAAUCCGUAAAGAAUUGGAAGAUUUGAAACGUGAUCCACCGGCACAGUGUUCUGCCGGUCCAGUUGGUGAAGAUCCGUUCCAUUGGCAAGCGACCAUAAUGGGACCACCAGAUAGUCCUUAUCAAGGCGGAGUGUUUUUCCUGACGAUACACUUUCCAACAGAUUAUCCGUUUAAGCCUCCAAAAGUCUCAUUCACUACACGUAUAUAUCAUCCGAACAUAAACAGUAAUGGUUCUAUAUGUCUGGAUAUAUUACGAUCACAAUGGUCGCCGGCAUUAACAAUUUCAAAAGUUUUGCUUUCAAUUUGUUCACUAUUAUGCGAUCCAAAUCCCGAUGAUCCUUUGGUACCAGAAAUUGCUCGUAUCUACAAAACUGAUCGCGAUAAAUACAAUGAAUUUGCACGAGAAUGGACUCGAAAAUAUGCAAUGUGAUCAUGCAAGAAUAAUAAUGGUGGGGGGAUGUAUAGUGUGUGUUUGUGUUUAUGUGUAUCGAUUUAUUUCGAAUUCAAAAACGUUGCCAGGUGUGAUGCCAUUAUAUCCAAUUCGAUCUUCAACAACAGCAAAUAUUAAUAACAUCUUUGUUUCUCUUAAAUCAAUUUUGUUAAAUCAGAUGAAUUCCCUCAAACAAAACAAACAAAAAAAUUACCAUCCA
Molecule: messenger RNA, 1481 nt
Organism: Dermatophagoides farinae (American house dust mite)
Lineage: Eukaryota; Metazoa; Arthropoda; Arachnida; Sarcoptiformes; Pyroglyphidae
Product: ubiquitin-conjugating enzyme E2-17 kDa
Source: RefSeq, a predicted model, not a curated record